AUGUGGAAGGCUACGGCAGGGCACACCAUUUCUGUCAAUCAGGAUGACGGAGCCGAUGACUGGGAGACGGAUCCUGAUUUUGUGAAUGAUGUGAGUGAGAAAGAACAGCGCUGGGGAGCUAAAACUGUGAAAGGAUCCGGCCAUCAAGAGCACAUCAAUAUUCAUCAGCUGAGAGAAAACGUAUUCCAAGAACACCAGAACCUCAAAGAGAAGGAGCUCGAAACGGGACCAAAAGCUUCCCAUGGCUAUGGAGGGAAAUUUGGCGUUGAACAGGACCGCAUGGAUAAAUCAGCUGUUGGACAUGAAUAUCAAUCCAAACUUUCUAAGCAUUGCUCCCAAGUGGAUUCGGUGAAAGGAUUUGGUGGCAAGUUUGGAGUACAGACUGACAGGGUUGACCAGUCGGCUGUUGGGUUUGAAUAUCAGGGGAAAACUGAGAAGCAUGCCUCCCAAAAAGACUACUCGAGUGGGUUUGGUGGAAAAUACGGAGUCCAGGCUGACAGAGUGGACAAGAGCGCAGUGGGGUUUGAUUACCAGGGUAAAACUGAGAAACACGAGUCGCAGAAGGAUUAUUCCAGGGGCUUUGGUGGUAAAUACGGUGUUGACAAGGACAAAGUGGACAAAAGCGCUGUUGGCUUUGAAUACCAAGGCAAAACGGAAAAACAUGAAUCACAGAAAGAUUACGUCAAGGGGUUUGGAGGCAAGUUCGGGGUGCAGACAGACAGACAAGACAAAUGCGCGCUUGGCUGGGAUCACCAGGAGAAGGUGCAGCUACACGAAUCCCAGAAAGACUAUAAGAGUGGUUUCGGAGGGAAAUUUGGUGUACAGACAGAAAGGCAGGACCCAUCUGCCGUGGGGUUUGAUUACAAGGAGAAACUAGCCAAGCAUGAAUCUCAACAAGAUUACUCGAAAGGAUUUGGUGGGAAGUAUGGUGUACAGAAAGAUCGGAUGGAUAAG
Molecule: messenger RNA, 954 nt
Organism: Apaloderma vittatum (bar-tailed trogon)
Lineage: Eukaryota; Metazoa; Chordata; Aves; Trogoniformes; Trogonidae
Gene: CTTN
Product: cortactin
Exons: 10
Biological process (GO): regulation of actin filament polymerization
Cellular component (GO): site of polarized growth; cortical actin cytoskeleton; focal adhesion
Molecular function (GO): actin filament binding
Source: RefSeq, a predicted model, not a curated record